Molecule: messenger RNA, 993 nt
Organism: Talaromyces amestolkiae
Lineage: Eukaryota; Fungi; Ascomycota; Eurotiomycetes; Eurotiales; Trichocomaceae
Exons: 3
Coding region: 1-993 (330 amino acids)
Biological process (GO): mitochondrial respiratory chain complex I assembly; iron-sulfur cluster assembly
Cellular component (GO): mitochondrion
Molecular function (GO): 4 iron, 4 sulfur cluster binding; ATP binding; ATP-dependent FeS chaperone activity
Source: RefSeq, a predicted model, not a curated record
AUGCGCCUGCGGCGUUUCUUUUCGACUGUCCGCAUACUACAACAUGACAAUCCUCUAGGCCUUCCAAAAUCAGGAACACCUCCCACAUUCAAAAGCCGCCGCGGCCUUCCUCAAAAACGCAGAAUCCGGGAUGUCCAAAAAGUCGUCGCAGUGUCUUCGGCCAAAGGCGGGGUUGGAAAAUCGACCAUUGCUGUGAAUUUGGCGCUGGCCCUGGCCCGUCGAGGCAUUCGCACCGGUAUCCUCGACACCGACAUCUUCGGACCUUCCAUACCGACCCUUUUGAACUUACACGGCGAACCGCGCCUCGACAGCAAUAAUUGUCUCAUCCCCUUGACGAAUUACGGAUUGAAAUCAAUGUCAAUGGGCUAUCUCCUCCCUCAAGCCUCCUCCUCCUCUUCUUCCAGCUCUGAUACCGAACUCACCACUUCCUCCCCUCCACCCAUGGACACAACACCCAUCAGCUGGCGCGGCCUAAUGGUCACAAAAGCAAUGCAACAACUCCUUCACUCCGUAUCCUGGGGCCCACUCGACAUCCUCAUCCUCGACCUCCCACCAGGAACAGGUGACGUACAACUCACAAUCGGGCAAGAAAUCAUCCUCGACGGCGCGGUCAUCGUCUCAACACCACAAGACAUCGCUCUACGUGAUGCAGUGCGCGGUUUCGGGAUGUUUCAAAAGAUGGACGUCCCCGUUCUGGGUAUGGUUCAAAAUAUGGCUUUCUUUGCAUGCCCGAACUGCGGGCACGAGACAAAGAUAUUCUCGCAUUCGCAUUCGCAUGCGCAUGACGCUGAAGGAGGUGUUGUGGCGCAGUGUCAGAGACUUGGAAUUGAGUUCUUGGGCGAUAUACCGCUCGAUGCGAGAGUGUGCGAGGAUGCGGACCGGGGGAUGCCGACUGUUGUUGCGGAGGAAGGGGACCCAAAUAGUGUGCGAAGAAAGGCGUUUAUGAGUAUAGCGGAGAAGGUUGUGAGGGGGGUGGGGAUGGACUGGCUGUAG